Linum trigynum is the source of this 2776-nucleotide messenger RNA. The record is from the annotation of a GenBank genome assembly. NCBI's taxonomy places the organism in Eukaryota, Viridiplantae, Streptophyta, Magnoliopsida, Malpighiales, Linaceae.
GACAAAUAUCUAGUAGAAAACUACUCUUGAAUUUAUUUUUCAAAUUCCUAAAACCAAAAACAUGUAAUUAACGAAUUAUUUGUUCACAAAUAUGCCUCAUCUCAAAUUAACAACAAAUAUCCAAAUAGUGGUUAGUGUUUACCCACUUCAUAACAUAACUACUUCCCUUCCCCACCUACACUCCUCACACUUUAGCUAAUCACACUCAACAAGAUUACAAGAAUGAACGCCGCAGCAUUUCCUUCCCUCCAAUCUUCAUUCUUCUCCCAAACUCCAAGCGGCCGAUCAUCACCAUCAUCGCAGUCCACCUUCGCCUUAUCAGUUCCUUCUUCUUCUUCUUCUUCGCCUUCCACCUUCAGAACCCAAACCUCGCUUUCCCUCCUUCCCGACAACAACAACAACAAUGUCUUCCUGCAAAAACCCCGCCGCGCCUACAACGUCCGCACCAGACGGAACCUAUCACGCGCCGCCACCGCAAUCAGCUGCUCUGCCGUCGACCCGGCGAAGAAACUCCGCUUGAUCCUCGACUCUCCUGGGACCCACCAAGGUCCCGCCUGUUUCGAUGCCCUGAGUGCUAAGCUCGUGGAGAAAGCCGGGUUCCCCUUCUGCUUUACAAGUGGGUUUUCAAUAUCAGCUGCUAGAUUGGGGCUGCCGGAUACUGGGUUCAUAUCGUAUGGAGAAAUGGUGGAUCAAGGGCAGCAAAUCACUCAAGCUGUGUCGAUUCCUGUGAUUGGAGAUGGUGAUAAUGGAUAUGGGAAUGCCAUGAAUGUUAAGAGGACGGUGAAAGGAUACAUUAGAGCUGGUUUUGCUGGAAUCAUUCUUGAAGACCAGGUGUCUCCAAAAGCUUGUGGGCAUACCCGUGGUAGGAAAGUGGUGUCAAGGGAAGAGGCAGUAACGAGGAUAAAAGCAGCCGUUGAUGCUCGUCAAGAGUCAGGAUCGGACAUUGUGAUUGUUGCGCGGACCGAUUCUCGCCAAGCGGUGUCCUUUGAUGAAUCACUCUGGAGGUGUAGAGCGUUUGCUGAAGCUGGAGCGGAUGUCCUUUUCAUUGAUGCAUUGGCUUCAAGAGAAGAAAUGAGAGCCUUCUGUGAAAUAUCUCCCCUAGUUCCGAAAAUGGCCAAUAUGCUUGAAGGAGGUGGUAAAACACCAAUACUCAAUCCCUUGGAGCUGGAGGAAAUUGGCUACAAGAUUGUGGCGUAUCCACUUUCCUUGAUUGGAGUUUCUAUUCAAGCAAUGCAGGAUGCUCUUUCUGCCAUCAAAGGAGGCAGGAUUCCUCCUCCUGGAAGUAUGCCAUCAUUCGAAGAAAUAAAGGAAACCUUAGGUUUCAAUGAUUACUAUGAAGAAGAGAAGCGGUAUGCUAUCAGUUCAAUUUCCAGGCAGACAGGUUCAUCAGCGAGCAGUAAUGUGUAUUCUAUACAACGGAGUGCUCAAGAUGAUAGAGAACAAAGAAGUGAAAGUCCCCAAGAGCCUGUUGUGGAAGUGAUUACUCCUGAUGUGUACAAUAACUAUGGUGCAGAUGGUUCUAGACCCUUUUCUGGAAUCUGGUCUCGGACAUUGAGAGUCAAGAUAACAGGCAGAGAUGGGUUUGAGAAACUUGACGUCAGAAUCCCCGCUGGGUUCUUAGAUGGGAUAACAAACAUAGUGCCUGCUUUGGGAGGUGUCAACAUCAAAGAACUGUUGGAUCAAGCCUCCGGGGAAGCAGGUGGCAAGCUGCUGUUGGAUUUCAAUGACACAGUAGGAGACAGAAUUCAAGUCUUCCUAGAAUGAACUCUUUAAUCUGCAUGCCUUCACCAAAGCAAGAUGGAAGACUCCUUGCUACCAGGUUAGUGCAAAAAUACUCAUCUAAGAUCUUUCAGUAUAAACUGAUAUGAAUUGCCAUGACUGAGAUACAUAUGAUUAUGCUCUCGACAUAAUUCAUCCUGUUGAACGACGCGAAAGAGUUCUGUCUGUUCUUGCUAUGCGUUGGGUGGAAUAAUUGAUUCAAUUGGUAAGCUAAGAGAUCUAUCGCUAGUUCCUAAUCUUAUAGCAAUGUCGAAAUGGCCGAGAGAUGAAGCCUCCUAAAUGUUGGCAGCCCACUAGUUGUUGACAGUAUUAAGAGGGUUCAUGACCACCAUCGUAGUAUUUAGAGACUGCAGCUAUUACAGCAAUGAGGUCUAUUCCGGGCUAAGAAUUGUCAGGACAGGGAGAAAAUAUUGCUAAUAGUGCUAUAUGGCUGUGUUUGCAUCAGGAAGUGCAAGAACAAAGAUUCGACGGCAAAGUAGAGAUUGCAGAGGCAUGAAGGAGAUGAAAGUCGUGGGCCAGGAUGAUCGAAUUUACUCAGCCGAGUAAUCGACCGAGUCAAUUGUACCUUGUACUUGGCUUGGAAGCUGAUCUUGAUCAGAUUGUGAUUUUGAGUCAUUGCUCAUUCCUUUCUCAGUGAAAAUUGUACUUUUUGGCACUAAUAAAUCUUGAGAAGGUAUACGACCAAAGUUUCUAGCAUCACUUGAACGAUUGUCCAUUGCUAUGAUGCAGCCUCAAUAGAAUUAGCUAUCGAUAACUACAACGUUACCAAAUUUUGAAAACGUGUAUACAGGAUCAAGUUGUAGGAUCGAUCAAAUCAUCAUGAACGAAACAAACCAAAAGCUGUAAUAUUUUCGAAUCCAGAAACCAGAAUAUAUAUUUAGCUACAAGAUUGGGUAUAUAUUGCACCUUGAAUAUUCUCUCCAAAGGGAUACAAUCAGCAGAAAAUCGACAUUACAGCGGACAACGAAUGCGGAGCGAAUAAGAGGUGGAACGAAUU